This is a messenger RNA of Nomascus leucogenys (northern white-cheeked gibbon), 1290 nucleotides long. It is a transcript of the gene RNF113A, whose product is annotated as ring finger protein 113A. Gene Ontology annotation, molecular function: metal ion binding. Gene Ontology annotation, cellular component: U2-type spliceosomal complex. Gene Ontology annotation, biological process: snoRNA splicing. The record is from RefSeq and is a predicted model, not a curated record. NCBI's taxonomy places the organism in Eukaryota, Metazoa, Chordata, Mammalia, Primates, Hylobatidae.
CCCGCGAGCGGGGCGGUGCCACGUACGGCUCCGGAAGAAGCGACGGAAUCUGCUAGGGCACAAGAGAGGCGAGCGCUCGCGCUCUUGCGGUCCUCUUCCGUCAGUGUCUUUUGCUUCGACUCCCGGCGGAGCGCGCAACGUGGAGUGACGUGCAGGGGCCAAGUGCAACCCAGGCAGCCACGGCCGUUUCAGAGCUCGGGACUCUAAAAUGGCAGAGCAGCUUUCUCCAGGAAAGGCGGCGGAUCAGGUGUGCACCUUCCUUUUCAAAAAGCCUGGGCGGAAAGGGGCUGCUGGACGCAGAAAGCGCCCGGCCAGCGCCCCAGAGCCCGGAGAAAGCGGCAGCAGUAGCGACGAAGGCUGCACUGUGGUUCGACCGGAAAAGAAGCGGGUGACCCACAAUCCAAUGAUACAGAAGACCCGUGACAGUGGUAAACAGAAGGCGGCUUACGGCGACUUGAGCAGCGAGGAGGAAGAGGAAAAUGAGCCCGAGAGUCUCGGCGUGGUUUAUAAAUCCACCCGCUCGGCGAAACCCGUGGGACCAGAGGAUAUGGGAGCGACAGCUGUCUAUGAGCUGGACACAGAGAAAGAGCGCGAUGCACAAGCCAUCUUUGAGCGCAGCCAGAAGAUCCAGGAGGAGCUGAGGGGCAAGGAGGAUGACAAGAUCUAUCGGGGAAUCAACAAUUACCAGAAAUACAUGAAGCCCAAGGAUACGUCUAUGGGCAAUGCCUCUUCCGGGAUGGUGAGGAAGGGCCCCAUCCGAGCGCCCGAGCAUCUACGUGCCACUGUGCGCUGGGAUUAUCAGCCCGACAUCUGUAAGGACUACAAAGAGACUGGCUUCUGCGGCUUCGGAGACAGCUGCAAAUUCCUCCAUGACCGUUCAGAUUACAAGCAUGGGUGGCAGAUCGAACGUGAGCUUGAUGAGGGUCGCUAUGGUGUCUAUGAGGAUGAAAACUAUGAAGUGGGAAGCGAUGAUGAGGAAAUACCAUUCAAGUGUUUCAUCUGUCGCCAGAGCUUCCAAAACCCAGUUGUCACCAAGUGCAGGCAUUAUUUCUGCGAGAGCUGUGCACUGCAGCAUUUCCGCACCACCCCGCGCUGCUAUGUCUGUGACCAGCAGACCAAUGGCGUCUUCAAUCCAGCGAAAGAAUUGAUUGCUAAACUAGAGAAGCAUCGAGCUACAGGAGAGGGUGGUGCUUCCGACUUGCCAGAAGACCCCGAUGAGGAUGCAAUUCCCAUUACUUAGGUUUCCCAUAAUUCUUAAAUUUAAAAAAUAAAUAUUUUGUUCUUUUGGAA